AUGACUAAAGUUCAUAGUUUCUUCAUACCUGAAAUUGGAUAUUUAGUUGAUAUACAUGGAUUAAUUAAAUAUUUAGGAGAAAAGAUUUCGGUCGGUAAUGUAUGCCUUUACCGUAAUGGACGUGGAAAAGAGUUUUCAAAAUUGAUAAAAGGUCAUACUAUGAUAAUUUAUGAUCAAGAAGAUGAUAUUAUGGAAAUAUCUGAUUAUUAUGAUUUUAGAUCUAGCUAUUCUGAUGUGGAUAUUGAUGAUAAAUGUGAAGAUAUUGAUGAUGAGGAUGAGGAUGAAUUACCAAAAAGGAACAUGAUAUAUCAAAAUAAAGUGGAAUUAGUGUUGCCUUCAAGUGCACGUAUUGGUCAUCUCACUCCUUAG
This is a messenger RNA of Entrophospora sp. SA101, 369 nucleotides long. The record is from the annotation of a GenBank genome assembly. Lineage: Eukaryota; Fungi; Glomeromycota; Glomeromycetes; Entrophosporales; Entrophosporaceae.